Molecule: messenger RNA, 1210 nt
Organism: Acaulospora morrowiae
Lineage: Eukaryota; Fungi; Glomeromycota; Glomeromycetes; Diversisporales; Acaulosporaceae
Source: the annotation of a GenBank genome assembly
AUGCCUUCGACGGAUCGCCAAACUGCUUUGGAUCUUUACAAAUCUUCGGUGGAACUUGAAGACAAGUUACGCCAAGUUUCCAAACAAAAACCACCUUACGAUAAACAAGUGACAACCCUGCGCAUCAGUCUACGUGACCACUAUGAAAAAAUUAUACUUCUCGAUUAUGAAUUAUCACAAACUAAGGAAGUUGAACAAAAUUUGUGGAGAUAUGUAUAUUACAAGUUUAUCGAAGACUAUAGAAAGAGGAUUCGCAACUCAUCAGCUAAUAGUGAAAAAUCCAAGGGUACUCCACGCAAGUUGUCCGGUGCAUUCCGUUCGUUCCUGCAGGAAGCGACAGGCUUUUACUUCGACUUCAUCAAGAAGCUUGCCAUUCAUUUUGGGUUAAAACAAUUGGAUCCGAUCAUUCAAAAAUUUGGAUCUACCUUAGAACCUACCGACAUUUCUCAGUGCCCUUAUGAUGACGACAUUAAACAGAGAGUUGUGCUCAGCUGUCAUAAAAGUUUGAUAUUCCUUGGAGAUUUAGCACGGUAUCGUGAAUUGCAUAAUGACAAACCACGUAAAAAUUGGUCUACUGCCUGCGAUUAUUACAACAAUGCAAGGCAACUAAUUCCCGAGAGUGGAAAUCCUCACAAUCAACUGGCGGUUAUUGCAACUUAUAACGCUGACGAUUUUGCUGCCGUCUAUCAUUAUUAUCGGAGCCUUGUCUUGAGGCAUCCUUUUCUCACAGCAAAGGAUAAUAUUAGUCUUUUGUUUCAAAAGGCCAAGAAACCCUCCACUGAUACAUCCGAGAGAGUUCAAGAAAAUGGAAGUAGACGACGCUUUUCCCAUCAGCGUCAAGCAUCAUCGCCCGCCAACUCAAAUAAGUUGCGAACUGGUGAUGCCACUCAAUCUUUUUUUGCGGAUUUUACCCGAUUACAUAGCAUUUUGUAUUUGAGAGAGGACAUAGAAUCCUAUUUGGAAUUGAAAACUUUGGAACUAAAUAAGUUAAAGGAACUCACUCAAGCACGCUUAUUGGACACUGAUCAACUCUUGAAGUUCACAGUUAUCAACAUGGCUGCGUUGUUCGUGAUUCGUCAUAUUUCCAGCGGAGAGAAGGUCCAAUCUGACAAUGGUCAAAAAGCUAAAAACGCUCAUUCGAAAAAGGUCCUGGUGGAAAAAUUUGCAGUAUUGUUAAUUUUAGAUACCCUGUCAACUUUGUUGGAGAUGU